GCAAUGGUCGGGGGCGGGUGAAAAGGCGGCGGCUGCGGGGCUUUGUGGCGGAGCGGAGCGGAGCUGGGUUGGGAUCGCGGCCGCGGUUCCCCGCCGCGCCGCGCCCUGCAGGAUGCCCAGCUCGGGCUCCCGGAGCGCAGGCAGCUAGCAGAAGAGCUUGUUGCCUAAAGGAAUUGGCGUGGGAGUGAGCAGAAAGCUGCCUGAGUGGAUAUGGGGGACCCCUGAGGAGGAUGUUAUUACAGCAACAGCUUCUCCAGGUGAGCAACAGGGAGAAGAUUGCCAUGGGAUUAUUUAAAUGCCUAAGCGGCAGAGCAGGAUGGCUCCCAGAGAGGAUGAAUGAGGCUGCAGGUGAAGGUCAGCCAGGGCCCGCCCCCAGCAGCAGGUGGCAGGAGUGAUUGGCACCGUGUUGUGGAUGGAGCAGGCGAGCAAGUGUAUGCACCAGGGCUACAGCUGUUCCUAGGCCUGGUUACAGAUGUGGCGCUCAAGAGCUCGGCUGUCUCCUUGGCAACAGGAAGUAGGGGGCCUUCUCCGAGGAGAGCAGAUGCGGAUGGGAAGCAGCAGCAAGCCAGGUGUGGGUGAUGUGCUGCAGGAACACAGAUCUCCAGUCCCCUGCAUGGAGUUACCCUAAGAUGCAGUGAACUUUUCUUCUUCCUCCUGGAUGGAGUUUCAGAGCAAGGGGUUGGCUUAGCAGGCCGCUUCCGCAGAACAUCAGGCCAGAUCUUGGGCCUAGGGGCACAAAGACAUCCCUUAUUUUUUCUGGCAAGCAAAGAUUGUGAUGGCCCUUCAGGGAAAGAGGAGACGAUGAGUCCAAUCAAGGUCCAAGCCCAGGACAAUCCAUUUUCUCACAAGAGAUGAGCACUUCAGUUGCUUUGCAGUGAAAGAUCUGGGGUCUCCGAAGGCAGCUUCUGCAGAAGGACUGGCUGCUGGAUUCCUGCAGUUGUGUAGCCCCAGCAGCAUAUGCUCUUUCCUUGGACAGUAGAAGAGUCCCUGCAGCCCAGCAAGUCCUCUGUGGCAUCCAGGGAGCUGUGAAGACAUGUGCAGUGAUUGAAGAGUCCCCAGGGCACUAGAUUUGUUGCUGAGCCAGUCUUCAUUGCAGUUCCCUCCUGCUUUAUGCAUUCCCCACCCCCUAUGUGUUCUAUGCCCUUCAUCUGCUGCAACAGAGAAGGUGGGCAGUGAACCAUUGGCAUAGGCUGGCCAAGAGGCCAGCAGGCAACGGCCUGCAGUGACCUCUCCUCUGGCCCAGCAGGGUGGCCUCUUCCCCUCAACCCCACCCACCAUGAAGUGCUCCCUGCGGUUCUGGUUCCUGUCUACUGCCUCCCUGCUUGUCUUUGUCAUGUCUCUUCUCUUCACCUACUCGCACCACAGCAUCACCUACCUGGACCCCAGCAGCCUCAGUGGCAUCCACCGGGUCAAGCUGGUGCCUGGCUAUGCUGGUAUGCAGCGUGUCAGCAAGGGUGGGCUCUUCAUGAAGAGCUGUGCUUGCCAGCAGUGCAUGGAGGAUGCCAGGGCCUCAGACUGGUUCAACAGCCACUAUGACAGUAACAUCUCCCCAGUGUGGACGAAGGAGAACAUGGACCUCCCGUUGGAUGUCCAGAGAUGGUGGAUGAUGCUGCAGCCCCAGUUCAAGUCCCAUAACACUAAUGAAGUCCUGAGCAAGCUCUUCCAGAUUGUGCCUGGUGAAAACCCAUACAGCUACCGGGACCCCCAGAAGUGUCGGCGCUGUGCUGUUGUGGGCAAUUCCGGCAACCUGCGCGGCUCUGGUUACGGGCGAGAGAUUGAUGGGCAUGACUUCAUCAUGAGAAUGAACCAGGCCCCAACGGUAGGUUUUGAAGCAGAUGUCGGGAGCAGGACCACCCACCACUUCAUGUACCCAGAGAGUGCCAAGAACUUGCCUGCUAAUGUGAGCUUUGUGCUAGUGCCCUUCAAAACCUUGGACUUGCUGUGGAUUGCUAGUGCCCUGUCAACUGGACAGAUCAGAUUCACAUAUGCACCUGUGAAGCCUUUCCUUCGGGUGGACAAAGAAAAGGUGCAGAUCUACAAUCCGGCUUUCUUCAAAUACAUCCAUGACCGAUGGACAGAGCACCAUGGUCGAUACCCAUCCACAGGGAUGCUAGUGCUAUUUUUUGCUCUUCAUGUUUGCGAUGAGGUGAAUGUCUUUGGAUUUGGUGCAGACAGCCGAGGUGACUGGCACCACUACUGGGAGAACAAUCGUUAUGCUGGAGAGUUCCGGAAAACCAGGGUGCAUGAUGCUGACUUUGAAGCUCACAUCAUUGACAUGCUGGCAAAGACCAGCAAGAUUGAAGUUUAUCGUGGCAACUGAUGUGCCAGAAGACUCUGUGCUUCAGCUGUUAUUUCAGAAUCAGGUUUCAAGAAAUGGGAUGACUGUCAUGGCCUCCUGCCCUAAGGAUGGGUGGGCAAAUCUUGCUGUGACAGAUCCCGGAUCAAUCAAGAUGAGCUAUUGGGUUCAUUCUGUGGUCCCUCAUGACCACUUGUGAUGGUUUGGCUAAACAGAAUACUUGGUUCCUUCAACGAAUCAGGUUUGGAGAGACAAGGAGACUCUCUUUUUUUUCUUUAAAAACAAAGCAUCCUGUUUGGGAUAAAAAGGAUUCACAAGCAAAAAUCUGUUGCGGAUUUAAGUCGUAUGCUUCUGACCCAAUCUCCUUGCGGUCAAGCCAAAUGCUGCUCUUUUUAAAAAUAAUUAAGUCAGAAGAAAGCCCUAACAAUCACAUUCCCAGGCCCAGGGAGAAGCCGCAUGUUUGGACCAUUCUCCUGUGCAACGGCAGUCUUCUGGGAGCUUCAGCACUGACUCGCCGUAUAGAACAGGGUGGGAUUUUUGCCCAAUCUCCCACAUUCUAAGCUCUAACUAGAACAGUUUGGAACAAGCUUGGGGCAUCUGGGCAAUUUUCUUCCUUUCUUUCCCUUUGAUAAUGGCAAUCGUUCUCCUGGAGGAGGUUUCCUGCAUUGUUAUUAUAAUUAUCAUUAUUAGUAUUAUUUUUUGUACAAUCAGGUUCAAAACGCUGAACAGACUGUUGGUUAUUGUGUGUGGUCACAAUCAUUUUGACUCAAAAGGUCUAACUUGGCAAAGGACGGGGUGGGGGAAGGGCUCAGUUUUUGGGUGGGUGCUGUACCCAAACUGUUAGGUAUGAGCCUGCUGAGGAGACUUCUCACCAAGUUGAAGAUUUUAGAGCUUGUGGAAAUAUUCAAAGGAAAGCCCCUGUCACAGCAGUGAGGCAGGAUCAGGCUGCUCAGGGAACUGGGUUGGGUGUAGACUGGAAGUCUGAAAUUGGCCAGUGUUUAGAGCUACCUGGGAGCUAUUCCUAGGGGAUAGGAGGAAAGGAAGGGAAAUCUCAGGUGAAGCCUGGUGUCCUUCUUUCCUUUCAUCCUUGUUCUAGGAUUAACUAGUUGUGUGGUGGACUGAGGAGGAAACCAUGCCAAAGGCAGAACCUGUGGCCUAGACACCUUGUCCCCCAUUCUACUAAUUUCCAGCUGAGCUUUAGAGCGGGUAGGGAGAAUUCCCUUCAUACACCAGUUACCUCUUCCUAAUCUUAAUCCACAAGGCACCUUUUUUUUAAACUCUUUUCCUCCACCAGCAUCCCCUGGCACCUCCUCCACUUGAAAGCCCAUUGCGUCUCCCAGAAGAGAAUGUCCUCACAACAAGGGGUCCAGGUGAAAAUAUACUGGUUUCUUGCAAGGUUGUGAUGAAAGUGGAGAUGGUGGCAGCCCAUUGCUUGUGGUUGGCUAAGGUGCCACUUCACUGUGUUCACUGUAAAUAGCAAGGCUUACCAUCACAAAAACACUAAUAUCUAAGCUGUAUUGCAGUCUGGCAAGCUCCAUCUAUAGGAAAGGGACUGUCCCAAUGAGCUAAUUUAGUUACAGCUGAUUAUAGACAGAGGCUCUUCUCUCUUUAGAUGGCUGCUUCUCAAUAGUGUUGCUUAUUGGCCCCUGCAGGGACAGUCGUAACAGCUAGCAAGCGUUGUCUGGUGGGCUUGCAAAGAAAGGCGCUGGGGAGAGGCGGUGUGGGGGAGAAUGUUCCAGGGAAAUCCCCAUCAGACACCGUACAAACUGUACAAGGCAGCGUGCACUGUCAGCCAGAACAGUCUCAGCUGCAGUGGUGGCAUGUGGGGAAAAAUGUUGGAUUUCAUUUUAAAUUUGGGAUGAAGGAACAAUUCAAAAUAACCUUGAAGUGAAAUAUGGCUAUUGGUUUUCAAGUGUAUCUUCCAGCCAAAAGCCUGAAGUCCUCCCUCCAUUUAUAUUCAUGAGAGAACUGCAGGGUUUGGCUCAUGAAUAUAUAUGUUUUUGGUCAGGGCAUGGAGUUAAAGGGUAGUGGGAAAGGCUUCUAUGUAAUAACCACUGAAAGGAGUACCUGAUGCAUACUGGUUUUACUGGCUGCCUUUGACAAAGCAGAAACUCUUUGUAGACCUUUGACUCUUUGCAAACCCUGAAGGAUGUCAUGCCCUUUCCCCGUAUCCUUUUUUUGCUCAAAUUGGGUCCUACUGCUGGAAUAGAGCCCAGGCUGAGUCAUCCAAGCCAAGUUCAUGCAUGGCUCUGGGAACCAUUGUUUCUUUUGCCUGCGUUUGGCCUUAAGUGUGCAGGUAUUCAGGUGAGAGCAGCUCCCCUGAAGGCAGGAUGCAAGUAGAGAAAUUGGAGGUGGCUUCCCUGUGAGCUGGGCUGUGUUCUAUUAGGGAAUAAAUCCCAGAGCCAGACAGGGUGUGUGUAAAGGGAUGUAUGAGUUUGGGAGAUCAAAGGAGAAUGCCUGCCUCUUUCUUAGCCAGUUGGUGCUGGAAGGACUGAAAGCAUACAAUCAUGCCAAACAGUAUUGAAUGGAAUAACUUAUUAUUCCUGCUUGUAUCUUAGGACACGUCUAUGCUAGUGGCUGUAAAGAAGAAGGAUCCCAGUCUGACAUACCCAUGGUGACCAAAGCCCCUAGCGUAGAAGCAGUUAUAGUGGCAAAACUGAACUUUCACCAAGGCAGCUCAUUUCACAUGUGGUUGAUCAUUUAUUUAACUUAGUACAAAGGUCAGUUUUGCCAGGUUAGCUGUAUCCAUUCUUAGGAGUGCAGCAUGGCGUUGUAUACCAAUAUUGCUGCAGUAGUGAAGGGCUCAUGGAGUAGA
Messenger RNA from Gavialis gangeticus (Gharial), 5111 nucleotides. RefSeq names its product ST3 beta-galactoside alpha-2,3-sialyltransferase 2 (gene ST3GAL2). Gene Ontology annotation, molecular function: beta-galactoside (CMP) alpha-2,3-sialyltransferase activity. The coding region runs from base 1277 to 2320 and encodes 347 amino acids. Lineage: Eukaryota; Metazoa; Chordata; Crocodylia; Gavialidae. The transcript is spliced from 8 exons. The record is from RefSeq and is a predicted model, not a curated record.